Gamsiella multidivaricata is the source of this 665-nucleotide messenger RNA. RefSeq lists its product as uncharacterized. The record is from RefSeq and is a predicted model, not a curated record. NCBI's taxonomy places the organism in Eukaryota, Fungi, Mortierellomycota, Mortierellomycetes, Mortierellales, Mortierellaceae. Bases 198 to 374 code for a protein of 58 amino acids. The transcript has a single exon.
ACUGUACAAGUAUAUAUGGAAAAGAGAUAUGAUAUUGUAAAGCGAGAUGCGAUAGAUAGUUACGAGGGCUGAGAAAGAGUGAGAGUGAGAGCAGAAAAAUGACAACGGCAACAAAAUUCAAGUGUAAGUGGAGACAAAAGAAAAAGAGAAAAAGUCGGCAAAAAAAAUAUUGAUCUGCUCGGAAAUAUACGAUCUAAAUGGCUUCUGUCGUUCUCAUCUAUGCGCUAGACUGUGUUCCGCACGCAUUUCUUGGCAGUUCUGAUCCGCAUUGCCAAAUUCGCUUCUCCUUUCUCACUCGUUCCUUAUCUCGCAUCUCAGCCGACAGUUCGCAUUUUUCGAGACAUAGUGCGUUGGUGGUAACAAUAUGGCUUUAAUAGGUUGAAGGCGUUGGUUGUUUGCUGCUUCAGUGACUGAUAACAAAGCGCCCUCAAUCUUUAAACGCCCAACAUAUCACCGAGGCUGCGAAGGAAGGUAACAGCGAGGCCAAAGACAGUAAGGGAGAUCGCGAUCGAGGUGUUGCCGGCCCGCUUCUCGGGAGCAGUGAUUUCCUGACGGAUGAAGUUGGUAAUGGCGUUGCCGCUGCUCUUGGGUGCGAUCUUCUUGACCAUGGUGAUUGUAAGUUCAGGCUGGCUAUGAGUAUGUGGAUGUGAGAAGUAUAAGAUCCC